GGGUAGCGAGCGAGCUGACGAUUUGACGAUAGUGCAAAGUUCUGUUAUAUUGAAUUGCAUGUGGCGCGCUCAGCUUCAAGUUCAAGGUAAAAGCAGGGGCGUCUUCUGCCAAACGAAGAUUAUCACCAUCUCAUUCCGGCUUAUCUGCAACCGCACUGAGCACCACCUUUUAUUUACCAGAUCAAUUGCAAACAUGAGCUAUCAGGCGCCAUCGGCUAUCUACAUUCGGAAGCAGGACGGUCAGGCAUUUCUUGAUGAGAUUGAGGUUGGGAGAAAAGAAAAGCCCUCUCCCCAGGCUGGAGAGGUCCUAGUGAGGCUCCUCGUUCGUCCUGUCAAUCCUGCGGAUGUCCUGUCCAUGCAAGGUUACUAUCCCGGUUUCCAGCCAGCUUCGCUUCCUGCAAUUCCUGGCCUGGAAGGGUACGGGAAGAUUGAGGAGAUUGGCAGCGGUGUCUCCGGCCUCAGCGUGGGACAGCGAGUGGUUCCCAUUUUGCUGAACAAUUACACAAAGCACGGGAAUGGAUCUUGGCAGGAUUACAUUGCGGUGAAGCAGGACGACAUCAUUCCGAUCCCGGACAGCAUCUCAGACGAGCACGCUGCGCAGUUCAUUGUCAACCCGUGGACCGCCAUCGGCCUCUUAAAGUUUCUCAACAUUCCUAAGGGAGAGUGGCUACUGCAGACGGGGGCGAGCUCUGUCCUGGGGCGCCAGAUCAUUGCGCUGGCCAAGCACUUGGGAAUCAAGACCGUCAACGUCGUUCGCCGCCCGGACGCGGAGGCCGAGCUGAAAGCCCUCGGUGCGGACGCUGUGAUUGCGAGCACGGGGGACCAUUCGGACCUGUCCGCAAAGGUGAAGCAAGUGACGGGGGCCAAUGGCGCCUACGCUGCGAUCGACGCGGUCGCUGGCGAUAUUGUCAAGGCGCUGUCCGAGAGCGUCCGCAACAACGGGUUGCUCGUCCUGUACGGCGGAAUGUCCGGAGCGAUGGAGUCUGUGUUUAUGCAUUGGGAGGUCGCGUUGCGCAAGGUCAACAUCACCGGGUAUUGGGUCACGCCCGACAUUGCCGCGAUGACGCCCGAGCAGAAGCGGGAGCGCGCCAAUGAGGUGAUUGACUUAAUGAACCAAAGGGUGAUAUCACCCUUCAGCGGAGAAAAGUUUGACCUCAAGGAUGUCAAGAAGGCAGUACAGAAGUCACUAGAGGAGAAGCGCGGCGGUAAGGUCUUGCUCGUAGGUUGAGUGGCAAGAAGUGCGGCAUCAAAAAGCCAAGACUGAGUGCACUGAGUCGACGGGAGUAUCACGCAGCGGCUAAAAUUUGGAGCGGAAUGUCAAAGCAGUAGAUCCAGAUAAACGCAAUAAAGUAGGUGAAACGAGGUCUGCAAUUAUAAAGGCCCAAAGGAGUAGAGCCUGCGAUGAGUCAGUCAGGUAUAGGAAGACAGUCAUAUGCCCGCCUAGUCAGACUCUUGAGAAACGAGUUCACAGCUAAUGUAGGCGAUUGGCAUACGCAUGCGCCAGCAGCCUUCUCGAGCACACUGAGAAAGCCGAUACCUUUCGUUACAUUGUUGUAGUCUCAUGUAUGUGUUGCAUGAGACAAGACACGGAUCAACAGCAUCCGGUCAACUGCUGCGCGCCGCUUUUUAAGUUAUGCUACCUUUUGAGUCG
Messenger RNA from Klebsormidium nitens, 1651 nucleotides. The record is from the annotation of a GenBank genome assembly. Lineage: Eukaryota; Viridiplantae; Streptophyta; Klebsormidiophyceae; Klebsormidiales; Klebsormidiaceae.